Molecule: messenger RNA, 148 nt
Organism: Racocetra persica
Lineage: Eukaryota; Fungi; Glomeromycota; Glomeromycetes; Diversisporales; Gigasporaceae
Source: the annotation of a GenBank genome assembly
AUGGAUAUGGUUAUUGAUAUGGUUAUUGAUAUGGUUAUUGAUAUGGUUAUUGAUAUGGUUAUUGAUAUGGUUAUUGAUAUGGGUACAAUGACUUUGCGCGGUGUGUGUAACAUCCUAUCCUUUAAUUUAUUAGCGUUAGUUUUUCGAG